AUGCCUCUCUUCAGUAAAACAAAAGACGGUGGCCAACAGGAUCGAGAACCACGCGAUGCUACCGACGAGUCGUCCGAAACUGCACCGCCCGAUGAGCAUACCCGCCUGCUCCCUAAUCGCGUCGACGCAAGCAGAGACUCGAAUCGAAACUUGCUCACGCCAGACGACCCCGCCGUAUCCCCGUAUAAUUUAUGGAGUAUUCGUGUCCUGCGCUACUUGACCCUGGUCUUCACGGCCAUUACAUUCGUCUGGUGGGUUCUCCUGCUGGUCUCUGCCUUUGCGACACCACCGGGGUUGCACACGCGAGGCAGCAGCUUCUUUGCCUUUGGAUUUACGACCUUGACCAUGGCGAAUCUGGGCUUUGUUCUGAUCUUCUUUGGCGUGCCGAGCAAAUCGGAGAGGAUCCUGGCCUUUGUAAUGGCGUUCCUCUUACUUCUUGAUAUGAUUCUCCUCCUUGCGGUGCAGCAGACGCGAUACGAAGAAGGAUGGGUAGGCAUUGUGAGCGCUGUUUGGGCUUUGCUCAUGAGUCUCUGGAGCAUCCUUACAGACCGCAUGGUCAAAUGGGGCAAGCAAGAGGAAGAACAGAGGCUUACGGGCCGCGCCGAGACGAGGCGAACCCUGACUGAAUGGUCGGCGGUCGUCGUGUCAACCAUUGCCUUUGUCGUCAUGGUUGUUGCCGUCGCUCUCAUCACGCUUACGAUUAUUCUGCGAGCGUUGGAUGCUCGCUUUUCUGGUCCCGGGAAAAUGUACAGUGUUGACGGGAACAAGUACCGCAUUCACGUAUUCUGCCACGGAAACAGGACCAAGUCACGUGGGGAGGAAGUUCCUACUGUGCUCUUCGAGGGAGGAGAACGACCCGUUGAACAAGGCCUAUGGCUCUUUGCAGACAACGCCGUCAAGAAUGGCUCCAUCUCACGAUACUGCUUCGUCGACCGCCCGGGAAUAGCAUGGUCAGACACCGCACCGUCCCCUCUAUCAGCCGGCUUCACAGUCGAUGUUGUCAGUGAAGCUCUCGCCAAAGCCGGCGAGCAGGGGCCCUGGGUUCUUGCCAGUGCAGGCAUCGGCUCUCUCUACUCCCGGGUAUUCUCCUCCCGCCAUGGACAUGACGUGAAGGGUCUCGUGUUCAUCGAUCCUCUCCACGAGGACUUGCUUGGUCCAUGGGCUUCUCCGACCCGGGGAUUCCUCCUCUGGCUCCGUGGCGUCAUCUCCCCCCUGGGACUAGACCGUCUUCCGGGCGCCAUUUUCAGGGGCCGAAAGUCUGGUGCUGGACUCGUUCACGAAGCGCGAUGUCAGGAGCAGUCGCCAGAUUCAAGACAAUGA
Metarhizium acridum CQMa 102 is the source of this 1320-nucleotide messenger RNA. Lineage: Eukaryota; Fungi; Ascomycota; Sordariomycetes; Hypocreales; Clavicipitaceae. The record is from RefSeq and is a predicted model, not a curated record.